Messenger RNA from Macadamia integrifolia, 1269 nucleotides. RefSeq names its product peroxisomal membrane protein 13. Gene Ontology annotation, cellular component: peroxisome; peroxisomal membrane; peroxisomal importomer complex. The transcript is spliced from 6 exons. Gene Ontology annotation, biological process: protein import into peroxisome matrix, docking. The record is from RefSeq and is a predicted model, not a curated record. NCBI's taxonomy places the organism in Eukaryota, Viridiplantae, Streptophyta, Magnoliopsida, Proteales, Proteaceae. The coding region runs from base 133 to 1005 and encodes 290 amino acids.
GGAUGCUAUAAACGCGGCAUUCUUUGUCUUUUUCAAUCCAUAUUCUUCUUUCUACUGCCGUCCUCUUUGAGAGGAGGAGGAAGAAAGUGAGGAACAGUUCCUCGCUUUUCAUGUCGCUUAUCUGCGAUCGCUAUGGAACCCAAAUCGCAACAGGGAGCUAACGGUCCCCCACCAAAACCUUGGGAGCGAGCUGGGCCCUCAUCUGGUCCUGCACCUUUUAAACCCCCGUCACCUGGUAGCACAAGUGAUGUAGUUGAGGCUUCAGGGACUGCAAAACUUGGAGAAGUUGUUUCAACUGCUGAUAGGAAUGCUGCUGUACAGAGAAACAGUCUUGGUCGGCCUGUACCCACCAGGCCCUGGGAACAGAACUAUGGAAGCAGUUAUGGAGGUUAUAACUCGGGCUUAAAUUAUAACACAGGCUAUGGAUCUGGAACGUAUGGUUCAUAUGGUGGAAUGGGUGGUGGAGCAUAUGGUGGUGGAUUGUAUGGAAAUUCUAUGUAUAGAGGGGGUUAUGGUGGAUCUGGAAUGUAUGGUGGAUCUGGUAUGUAUGGUGGGGGAAUGUACAAUGGUGGUUUGGGAGGCCCUAUGGGUGGUUAUGGAAUGGGCAUGGGAGGUCCUUAUGGUGAUCAAGAUCCAAAUAAUCCAUUUGGGGCUCCUUCAUCACCACCAGGCUUUUGGAUUUCUUUCCUUAGGGUGAUGCAAGGUGUGGUUAGCUGUUUUGGCCGGAUUUCAAUACUAAUAGACCAGAAUACCCAGGCAUUCCAUAUGUUCAUGACUGCGCUUCUUCAGCUUUUUGAUCGCUCUGGGGUGUUAUAUGGGGAGCUUGCAAGGUUUGUCUUGAGAUUGCUAGGGAUCAGGACAAAACCCAGGAAAGUUCAUCCGCAGGGGCCUGAAGGAUUGCAAGGCCCCCACCGUCCCCAUGGUGGCCAAAACUACAUUGAGGGACCGAAAUCUGCUCCAGCCGGUUCAUGGGACAGUGUCUGGGCAGAAGAUGCAAAUAAAUGAGAAGUCAAAGCGAGAGCCAGAGUUGCACCUGUUCAGAGGUGAAGGUGCUGUAGUAGCCCAAGGAGACAACAAUUACUCAUCCUUUCAGUUUGUUCAUCUUGUAAAACAUUUGAUAAAAGGGAAAAUUGCCUGUGAUAUAGUUUUGAUUCUAUAUAUAUGUUCUAGUAGUAAAAUGUAAGACAACCGUCUUUGGCGUUUGCAAAUAAUGUGCCAUAAUGCACCUUUUGAUAUUUAUGUUAUUAGCUGCUGUUGAUUUCCUUAAAA